This is a messenger RNA of Ictidomys tridecemlineatus (thirteen-lined ground squirrel), 2843 nucleotides long. NCBI's taxonomy places the organism in Eukaryota, Metazoa, Chordata, Mammalia, Rodentia, Sciuridae. The record is from RefSeq and is a predicted model, not a curated record.
UCGUAGGCGUGGCCACUGGUGAGGUGCCUGUGUCCCUGCUGGCACAGAGGGGGCUUGGCACCCUGCCCUGCUCCUGUCUUGGCCUGGGCAGGGCCAGCGGGCAUCCUGAGGGCUGCCUGCUGGUGUGCCCAGCCUGGGGAGGGUGCCCCGGGGCCAUGGGUGAGUGGCUUGCUGUUCAUCUGUGUGCCUGCCUGUCCCUGUCCCCUUAGGCUCGGCUGCUUGUCUUAGUGCUCUGAGUGUGUGUCUUCCUGUGUGCAGGUCUGUCUGCUGAGCUGUGUGCCCAGCCGUCUACCGUCUGCACCGAGUGCCGGGGCACAUGUGCCUUUGGUGUGAUCACUCUAGUGUUGGGCUCCAGUAGCACCCAGGUCCACACCCGGCCCCUUGUGCUGUGGUGGGGGAACCCCACUGGGUAGAUGAGGAAACUGAGGCUCAGAUGGGGGACCCAGUGAGGCUCCCCACCGAGUGUAACUGCUCUGGAAGGCCUGCAACACCCUCCAUCCACAUGGGGGCCUACUGAUGUCACAAACAGGAAAGACUCCCGGAAGCUGUGCUUUGUGGCGAGGGGAGGCAGGCAGCACCUGGUGUUCCCGUGUCAGGCACUGGUCAGUGCUGACUCUCUGGGAGGGGCGAGGGUGUGCGGGGUGCAGGCUGUGGGCAUUUGGAUCAGAGUCCAGUGGGGGGCCAGGGCUGGCCAGGUCUGCAGGUCCCGCUGAAGGCACUGGCCUGGGUCAUGGUCAGAGGCUUCAGGAGUCCUGAGAGGUCAAGGUCACUGCACUCCUGCCGGCCGCCCCCAGGGCAGGCAGGGCAGAGGCAGAUGCCCUGGGGCAGAGCAGCCAGAUGCCUGCAGGAACGAGCUGCCCACCCCCAUUUCACAGAGGGGAAGGCGAAGGCCAGGCUGAGCUGCACCCCAGCUUGGAGGGGUCCAGAGGGGACUGAGGCCAGCGUCUCUCUGGGGCAGCAGGGCUGGUCAGGAUGUGGGGCCAGGGCGGGGGCUGGGUGUGGAGAGGCAGAGGGCCAGGCUGAGGCCAUGGCUGCGAGGUGACGCUGGCGGGAGGGGGCCCAUCAGAGGAGGGGCCUGGGGCUGGGAACCAGAAGGCACAUUCCACCCGGAGCAGAGGCAGCCAGCAGGGCUCUGGAUCUGUCCCCAGGAGGAGCAGGAGCUGAGAGAGUCCAGGAACCCGGGACGGCCACGCGCCCACCCGAGUUCCAGAAGCUCAGCCCUCAGAUUCAGGAACCCGAGGCCUCUGGACUCCAGAACCAGGGCCCAGGAGAACUCCAGAACCCAGAGCUCUGGCUGCAGGCGCUCAGGCCCCGCCCCUCCGCAGGACGCAGAAAACGUCCCCUGGUGUCCCCUGAGGAGGGGCCCUGGCCUGAGCCCUCGAGAGCCCUGGAGACGGUGUGCCGCCCCAGCGCCCGCCGGCCGGCCUGCAGCCUGCGCCUGAUGGGGUGGUGACGCGGCUCCAGCGCCAUGUGGUCCAACAGCAGCGUCCUGGGGCCCUGCUUCCGCCCCACAAACGCCACGCCCGAGGAGCGUCGCCUGGUGGCCUCUCCCUGGUUCGCGGCCUCCUUCUGCGCCGUGGGCCUGGCCUCCAACCUGCUGGCGCUGAGCGUACUGGCCGGCGCGCGGCAGGGCAGCUGCUGCCCGCGGUCCCCCUUCCUCAUCCUGCUGGGCGGCCUGGUCCUCACCGACUUCCUGGGGCUUCUGGUCACCGGAGUCCUCGUGGUGUCCCGGCACGCCGCGCUCUUCGACUGGCGCACGGCGGACCCCGGCUGCGGCCUCUGCCACUUCAUGGGCGUGGCCAUGGUCUUCUUUGGCCUGUGUCCCUUGCUGCUGGGGGCCGCCAUGGCCUCCGAGCGCUACCUGGGCAUCACCCGGCCCUUCUCCCGCUCGGCGGCCGCCUCGCAGCGCCGCGCCUGGGCCACCGUGGGGCUGGUGUGGGCGGCGGCGCUGGCGCUGGGGCUGCUGCCCCUGCUGGGCGUGGGCCACUACACCGUGCAGUACCCCGGCUCCUGGUGCUUCCUCACGCUGGGGCCGCAGCUCGGCGACGCGGCCUUCGGGCUGCUGUUCGCGCUGCUCGGCGGCCUGUCGGUCGGGCUGUCCUUCGUGCUCAACACCAUCAGCGUGGCCACCCUGUGCCACGUCUACCACGGGCAGGAGGCCGCCCAGCAGCGCCCGCGCGACUGCGAGGUGGAGAUGAUGGUCCAGCUCCUGGGCAUCAUGCUGGUGGCCAGCGUCUGCUGGAUGCCGCUGCUGGUCUUCAUCGCCCAGACGGUGCUGCAGAACCCGCCUGCCAUGAGCCCGGCCGGGCAGCUGUCCCGGACCACGGAGCAGCAGCUGCUCAUCUACCUGCGCGUGGCCACCUGGAACCAGAUCCUGGACCCCUGGGUGUACAUCCUGUUCCGCCGCGCAGUGCUGCGCCGCCUGCACCCGCGCCUCAGCGCCCGGCCCAGGUCCCUCUCCCUGCGGCCGCCGCCGGCCCAGGGCGCCAGGCUGCAGUAGGGCCAGAAAGGACCGGCCCCCAUAACCCCGUCCCCUGUCACCUGGCACCCGCCUGUCCCCAUGGCCCAGGAGCUGGGGCUCCGAGUGGACCGCGGACCAGAGCCGCGGGAGCAGGGGCCGCCCUCUCUGAGGUCCCCUUCUCCCCAGCAGGGGCCAGGAGCAAGGCUGGGGGAGCUCAGAACGCGGGGCUCCCCUUCCCGAAACCCCCGCGGAGGUGCGGAAGCCGCGGCCGAGGACCUGGACGCUGGGGGCCGGGGGCUCCCUCCGAACCCCGCCUAAGGAGGCUCUGCCUGGGGUGUGAGCGGGGACCCCCUUCAUGCCGAAAUAUAUCUCUGGGCCCUGC